This is a messenger RNA of Xenopus laevis (African clawed frog), 582 nucleotides long. RefSeq names its product interleukin 21 S homeolog (gene il21.S). Gene Ontology annotation, biological process: immune response. Gene Ontology annotation, cellular component: extracellular region. The transcript has 5 exons. Gene Ontology annotation, molecular function: cytokine receptor binding. NCBI's taxonomy places the organism in Eukaryota, Metazoa, Chordata, Amphibia, Anura, Pipidae. Bases 65 to 427 code for a protein of 120 amino acids. The record is from RefSeq and is a predicted model, not a curated record.
UCUUGUUUUGUCGCAAGGUGCCCCAACGGAGAAUACUGCAAGGCAGCUAGAACUCCUGAGAGUUAUGGCCAUUGACCUGCAAAGAAUGAAAAAAGGCAGCGAGAACAGCUACACGGAUUUCUACACGAUAACAGACACUGGAAACAGAAAUAUCAGUUGCACAAUAAGUUCCCUUUGCUGCUUUGUUCGGGAACUGUAUGAAGUAAAAACAUACCACAACGAAUAUGCUGUUUAUGUCAACAACGUUAUAAUAAACAGUGUUGAAUUCCUGAAACAACUUGAUGCCUCCUAUUCUGAAAAGAAUGAUUUAAAGAGUUAUUUAGAGGACCAAUGUGAACAAUGUGGGAUUCCCAACAUGACAAAGAAAAUGAAGGGGUUCAUUAAAGAUUUUGAGGAAUUACUAAAAAACCUUGCAACAAAUCUAUAAUCCUGAUUCUCACCCUUGACAUAUUUAUAUGGGAAAUAUUUAUUUAUUUAAAUCAUAAUUUAUUUAUUUUAGACAAAUGUAAAGAAUAAAUUAUUACCGUACGUUGCCAGUUUAAACAUUUUAAAUGUGGUUAUGCUAACAUGCUAUUUUUUGAA